Messenger RNA from Cydia amplana, 4181 nucleotides. RefSeq lists its product as uncharacterized. NCBI's taxonomy places the organism in Eukaryota, Metazoa, Arthropoda, Insecta, Lepidoptera, Tortricidae. Gene Ontology annotation, molecular function: RNA binding. The record is from RefSeq and is a predicted model, not a curated record. Bases 73 to 4071 code for a protein of 1332 amino acids. The transcript has 10 exons.
UUGCUUGUCUUUGUUUUCACCGGCAGCAUUUCGUUGUUUCUGUCAUUCAUUUCCUGAAAUUGUGAAAACACAAUGGCAAGUCGGAGUAGAGGGUACAAUCACGACUGGGACCCGAUGAAGGAGGAUUACGACAACUCAAGUUAUGAUCCUCAGAAUGCUGAUGACAGUGGCAGUGGUUUUGUAAACCUGGAUCACUGCCGGCUCUACAUAACCAACAUCCCGAACGGCCUCAGCGACGAUGGGCUGGCCACCGCCUUCUCUAAAUACGGCCAGCUCACCGAGGUGUUUGUCAGCAGGAACCCGGACAAGAGAUACGCGUUGGUGGCGUUUGAGACGCCAGGGGAAGCAAAGUUUGCUAUGAUGAAGCUGAAUAGAACGGAGCCUCUGAAGCUCAAUAUCAACGUUGCUCAUAAGAGCAAUGCAAAAGCAAAAAGACCAUUCGACAAGAAAGAUAUCUCGGGAUAUCGGAAUAACAACUCAAAUCCUCGCAAUCGUGAAGAUCGUAGUUUCAAAGACGACGGCAGCACUGGCAGCCGAUCCAACACGAGGAGACAAGAAACUCUGGCCAACGGUGACAACAUGGAAGACUUGGUGGACGAUGAUGUGCAGGUGUUGAGCGGCAGCCUGGAGCCAGACAUGAAUCUGGAGCUGGAGAAGCUAAAGCUGGAGCACCUCAAGCUGCAGGAGGCGCAGGUGUUGUGCAAGCACCGGAUGUUGCUGCUCAAGCAGGCGGAGAAGAAGUCUAGUUCAAGUAGUCGCCAACUUCUGCCGGAUGGUAGAAUUGUCGUCCGCACCAUUGACAAGAGUGAAGCUAAUGAUGCCGACGGCAGCUUUGGAGCCGGUGCUGGUGAUGCGAGCCCCCCCGAACUCUGCAGUAGCGAGCCGAAGUGCUCCUGGGACUCCGAAGGCGCAGCCUCCACCGCCUCCACUUGCGUACUCUGCUCCGACGGUACCAGAAAGAACUCUGCAGAUAAGUCUGAUAGCAAAUGUACACAGAAAACUGAUAGUCGUGUAGGCAGUAAGACGUAUAGUAAGCACAGCAAAGCCACUGACGGUACUAGUAAGAACCCUGGAUGUAAAAAGUCCAAAAGUAGCUGGGAUACUGGUAAAUACGCGGAUUUUUACAGCGAUAGCGAGGAUGAAGCCGAUGAGACGAAUAGGCUCAUAGAGUUUAGGAACACUGAUUAUGCGGAUAUUAUAGAAGACCAGUUGAAAAUUGUCAUAGCGCUCGCCGGCUAUCCUAAAUCAAAAAUGCGUCUCAGACAAUUGGAACUCUUCCGACGAUCGAUCGCGGAAGUUAUGGAUAUGCAAGUAAAGGCUGGCCUUUUAAAAACCGUACCUUACUUCUUAGAUUACUAUUUGAACAGGGGCGCUAUUGUCUGUGUUUGUAGGGACAUGGAUACUAGGAACUGGAUAAUCAGGAUUUCACCAGGCCUGCAGGAACGUAUGGGUACCAACCUUAUUCUACUCAAGUCUAAGAUCAAGAGGUUAUGUCUAGCUUACCUGAAGAUACCUAGUUCAGCCUGGCCGGCGACUGCUCAGGACACAUUCAAACUGUUACAGUAUUUCAAUCCUACAUUGAAAACUGAUUCGUGGAGAGUCUACUCGCAUAAGAGGUUUGAUGGUGUUGAAUACACUUCAUUUUUAAUAGACAGAGUCUCUGGUGAAAUCAUUCGAGGCUCCACCUUUAAAAAUGUUAUAAAUUAUGAGCAAAUCGAGUUUGAACUGUCCGGGUACACUGAGAUUUACUAUGAAUGUCUAAUCUCCGAUUUGAAAGAAGAUCUGCACAGUGUUUCGUCGAGAGUGAAGCUUUUGAACGAACUUAGGGGGGAAGAUACACCCAGAAAUCUUUCCGACUGCAGUUUAAAACCUCUGUCUGGCGGAGACCCACCAAAUGAUGCGAAGGAACCAGACGAGAACGAGAGAGCAACAGACUAUUUUGUAGAAUUUCCUGAUAGGACAGAUAAAGAAGAAGAUAAAGUGAACAUCACUGAAUUGGAAAAUAAUUGUGAUGUGUUAAAGAAACUAAAAGACGUUAAUUACAGAAGUGAAAAGAAUGAAAUGAUCAUUUGGUCGGAGGAAAUCAACAAUAACUGUAAGAUUGAUGUUGCCAAUGAGGACAAGCAGCUCGCUUCAGAAUCGACAGCCGCAGAAUCUGAAAAGUCUGAAUCUAUCGCUGAUAGCAGCGACAACCUGAUCAGGAGCAACAGCAAUGUAAACAUAGACAGUAACCGGGGCAUCGCUUACCACAGAAGAACAAACUACCUUCAUGUCGAACCGGAAUUGAAAAUCGCAAUCACUCUCGAUGGUUACCCGCAGAACAAACUCGAAGGCACACACAUCAGGAGGCUGAAGCAACUCUUCAAAGAUUUUUUACACAGGGAUAUAAAACAACAGCGCUUCGCUAAUUUAAUCAUCCCAAAGUUCCAAGACAUUUACCUGUCUAACGGCGCUGUGAUAUACAUUUGUGAUAGCUUAGAGACUAAGGAUUACUUGACAGAGGUAUUACCGAAAUUCGUCAAUUCUACCGGCUGGAAGCUAAUAUUUAGAGACAUUAAAACACUAGUUAGAUACACCAGAAUCGUCCUCCGCCUGCCAAAAGAACUAGCCAAUGUAGAAUCCGCUGAAAUAAUUUCAAAACUUCAACAAAAAUACCCUCGUUUGAAACCGGAUUGUUGGAAGUACUAUUCUGAUGUAGCUGGCAAACAGAAACGGCAGUUCGGCGUCGAUCCGGAAUCUCUAGAAAUUAUCAAAAAGCCUGAUUUUGAUCCGGAAUAUGACGCCAAUAAACUUAGCUUCAGGAUAAUAGAUAGACACAAACGCGAGUCCUGCUUCGAAGAGAAUCAAUAUUACGACGAUGAAAACGAGAAUAAGGAGGUGAAAGAGAAGAUUAUGAAACUAUUGUACGUGCCAGUCGAGGCUGAUAUUUCGAACUCUCUUACAAGAAUUCGAACGAAUCACUAUUCUGAUGUAGUCGCCGAUGACCUGAAACUGUAUGUGGGCCCUACUAACUAUCCGGAAUCGCGCGUAGACGAAAACCUCUUCCACGCUAUAAAGAAAACUUUAGAGAAUAUCGUUUACAAGUCAUUUAUAGAUGGUGUUGUCAAUGAAAUCUCUAUGCCUAAAUUCCACGACAUAUAUCUUUUCGACGGCGUAAUUUUCGUUAUUUGUGUAAACAUGACUUCGCGCUGUUGGAUCGACGAAGCUUUAACCGUAGCUAGUUCCAAAUUGCAAAUCAAUUUGAAAUCUACAGAAUACAGAGGUGCCGUCGGCAUUGUAAGUAUGGUAGUUAAAACCUAUUUGGAUACUGAAGAGGUCAUAUCGAUUCUUCAAUCGAACAAUACUCGACUUCGAACUAAAUAUUGGAGGAUUAUAAGCACAGUUCGAACCAAGGCGAAGUUAGAUGUAGUACUACAAAUAGAUAAGCUCUCCGCUCAAGUCAUUAGAAGUACCGACUUCAACACUUUCGUAGGCGACAAUGCGGUACAAUUCCAACUAGGCCAUUUACAGUCCCUUCUCAAACCACUUUCCAGUAUGGAAAAACUAAGCAAAAAACAGGAGAAAAAACUAAAGAAAGCAAACGCAACUAAACGAGAAGUACAAGUCAAAAUAUCUAAUGAAUUCACUGUCGAUGAGCUCAAGACUGAGCUGAAGCAUGAUUUCCCCGAUUUGAGAAUCGGUGAAUGGGAUUCGUCGCAUAAAGAUACCAAAAACAAAAUAGAACAUAUUGACAUCGAACAGUCUUUGGAAAACGCGUCCGAUGAUCCAAAGAUCAUUGAGCCGGACAGCAUGAAGUUGUCUCCAGUAGAAUUGGAAGACGUUUGCAAGAUGAUGGUGAAAAUACCGGCUGAGAUUCUACCCAAGGAGCGUGAGGAUUUGAACCUGAUUUUCGAUUUGUUGGAAGACCAAAAUCCUGGUCUGAACACGGAACUGUGGACGGUGACUAAUGAUUUCGGGAAUUAUGAGAAGGGGAAGUUUAUUCUGUCUAUUGACAAGCAGUCGGCUUCUGUGAUUCGUAGUAACCAGUUCUGCCCGAUGGUAGUUGGUCACAAGUUAAAGUUUCUGUUGUAACUGUAUUUUGUAACGAUUUAAGACUAUUUUUGCUAGUUUGUGUACAAUAGUUUGUAGUUAGAAUUUAAAAUUGUAUGAAACAAGUUAUGAAUGUAGACAUGUGCCUUACA